Anopheles nili is the source of this 2057-nucleotide messenger RNA. Its product is annotated as sodium-coupled monocarboxylate transporter 1-like. Lineage: Eukaryota; Metazoa; Arthropoda; Insecta; Diptera; Culicidae. The transcript has 4 exons. The coding region runs from base 1 to 2007 and encodes 668 amino acids. Gene Ontology annotation, molecular function: symporter activity. The record is from RefSeq and is a predicted model, not a curated record. Gene Ontology annotation, cellular component: membrane. Gene Ontology annotation, biological process: sodium ion transport; transmembrane transport.
AUGGAUGAGGACACCAUUCUGUUGGAAGAUGCCAGCGGAGGGCAGGCUACGAAUCCUAGCUACACGGAAACGACGUUACCAUCGACGAUCUUCAGGGUGGUAACUACAGCCACCGAAAUUCUAACAACACACAGUGUCCACUCCGUGGCCGAUACAACCUCAGCGGCAACGAGUACGACUCCUUUCGAACCCACAACAACGGAAUCUAUCGCUAGCAGCACCAUGCCGUCAGCUCCAGAGAUUCUGCUCUUUUCGUGGUUCGAUUACACGAUCUUUGCGCUGCUGUUGCUGCUUUCCACGUUUAUCGGUGUGUACUUCGGGUUCCUAUCGAAGAUCAAGCAGAACAACAAGAAAGAGUACCUGUUGGGUGGUAAAACGAUGAGUAAAUUCCCAGUUUCGGCAUCUCUCAUCGCAAGCCACAUCUCGGGAAUUACCAUGCUUGGCGUACCGUCAGAGAUGUACAGCCACGGCACGCAGUACUGGAUGUUCAUCAUUCCUGCCUUCACUGUGGCGUACUUGAUGAAGAAGAUCUACCUACCGGUGUUCUACGAUCUACAGGUAACAUCCGCAUUCACUUACCUCGAGCUGCGUUUCGACAAGUUCGUUCGAUCUGCCGCGAGCCUCGUGUACGCGAUCCAAUGCAUCAUCUACAUACCGAUCGUGAUCUACGUACCGGCGCUCGCGUUCAGCCAGGUGACAGGAAUCAACCUACACGUGAUCACACCAAUCAUCUGUGUGAUCUGCAUCUUCUACACCACCGUGGGUGGACUGCGAGCCGUCGUUUGGACGGACACACUGCAGUUUGUGCUCAUGAUCGGUGCGUGUCUGGCUGUGAUCGUCCUUGGCAUCAGCUCGGUCGGUGGUUUCGUUGAGGUUUGGGAAGCUGCUGAACGUGGCAAGCGUCUUGUCUUCUUCAACAUGGACCCUAACCCGUUCGUCCGAACGUCCUUCUGGACGGUUUGUCUCGGCCUGACGACACUCUGGGUGUCGAACCUCGCAGUGAACCAGGGCUGCGUCCAACGAUUCCUGGCCGUGCCCGACCUCAGGGUGGCCAAAAACUCGCUCAUCAUCUUUACCGGUGGGUUGAUCUUCGUCAAGAGCUGCUCAUGCUUCAUCGGACUGCUGAUCUACGCCAAGUACGAAUCGUGCGAUCCACUCUCGACGCAGCGCAUCUCCAAAGUCGAUCAGAUCCUGCCAUACUACAUCAUGGACGUGGGGAGUCGCAUCCCAGGCCUCCCAGGUCUGUUCGUAUCGGGUAUCUUCUCAGCGGCUCUUUCGACGAUGUCCUCCGUGUUGAACACGCUGGCCGGUACGAUCUACGAGGACUUCAUCCACCACCGGUUGCCAAAUGCGAGUGAAAAACGCGCCAGCAACAUCAUGAAGAUGCUGGUCGUAGCUCUCGGCUUCCUCGUGCUUGGGUUGGUGUUUGUCGCUGAACGCAUGGGUCAGGUCAUGCACAUUGCCAUCUCACUGUCGGGUGUUACUUCCGGUACGAUGUUGGGCAUGUUCUCCGCUGGUAUGGUGUCACGGCGCGUCAACACCAAAGGCAUCAUCAGUGGAUCCGUCGUGUCGAUGGUGCUCACAGGCAUCAUCAUGAUCGGUGCUCAGCUCAAUCCCAAACCACCGAUGUUGCCACUUCGAACGGAUGGGUGUGAUGCGGUCACUCUGGCCAACGUAACCGUGCAGAUUUUCCAGAGUGCGGCCAACCCGGGCGUGUCUGAAACUGACACCAUUCCGUUGAUCUUUAAGCUGAGCUUCAUGCACUACUCGCUGUUAGGGCUGUUGAGCUUCUUCAUCGUGUGCUUCCUCGUAAGCGAGCUGACGGGAGCAGGUGAAAUCAGUGACGAACGAUUGCUGGCUCCGUUCCUGCGUGAGCCUGAGAAACUGGAAAAGGAGAUGGCCCGGAUGAAGCACAACAUCAAGUACGACCAAAUCGACAUGGCUCUGAUGGAGUUCCAGAAACCGGUCUACCCAACGGCACCACAAAUAAACGUAGAGAAGAAGUAACGAAUAGUCGCGUCGCGUCGGUUAAGGUGUUUUAAAUAGACUUUGAAAAC